UUUCCUCAAGCAAUUUGCAUUACUAAAUCAUCCAUAAAAGAAGUAAGAAAGAAAGGGAAUGGAUAGCAGAGGUAAUGACAUCACUUACAACGCCGGCGAACUAACCGGUCAAGCUCAGGCGAAGAAGGAUGAUUUUAUGAACCAGUGCAAGGAAGGGCUUAACCAAUCCACCCAAGACAGUUCCUAUACUGCCCAAGCUUCCAGCUUUCUACAUCAGACCGGGGAGCAAGUGAAGAACAUGGCUCAAGGAGCAGCUGAAGCAGUGAAGAGCACUCUGGGGAUGAACACAGAGAACACUCCCACCACCAAUACCAGCAGCCUCAACCACCCAAUCAACCCAAGCAAUCCAAGCAAUCCAAGCAACCCAUCUACUAGGAUUUGAGGUGUUUCUACGUUGAACACCAUGAUUUGCUAUGAUUUAGCAGUAUUUAAUUUGGUCUCCUAAGUUAUUGUUAUGACAUUUGCUGCCUCUCUUUUGUGAGAAGGCGAUUUUACAUUUGUUCUUGUUGAUUUAUUUAAGAUGUAAUCGUCUUUGGGUCAAAAAGAAAAAAGGGGAUGACGAGAUGAUGCCUCUUCAUUCCAAUUGUAAUAAAUUUUGAUUCAUGGAAAUUAUCUUUC
Populus euphratica (Euphrates poplar) is the source of this 618-nucleotide messenger RNA. Its product is annotated as late embryogenesis abundant protein 1-like. The record is from RefSeq and is a predicted model, not a curated record. The transcript is spliced from 3 exons. Lineage: Eukaryota; Viridiplantae; Streptophyta; Magnoliopsida; Malpighiales; Salicaceae. Bases 59 to 382 code for a protein of 107 amino acids.